Messenger RNA from Octodon degus (degu), 4253 nucleotides. It is a transcript of the gene Tbck, whose product is annotated as TBC1 domain containing kinase. Gene Ontology annotation, biological process: protein phosphorylation. NCBI's taxonomy places the organism in Eukaryota, Metazoa, Chordata, Mammalia, Rodentia, Octodontidae. The transcript has 27 exons. The record is from RefSeq and is a predicted model, not a curated record. Gene Ontology annotation, molecular function: ATP binding; protein kinase activity. The coding region runs from base 252 to 2933 and encodes 893 amino acids.
GGAGGGAAAGGCCGUCAGCUGUCAGUGGGCAUUUCCGGGUUCGCCUUCCAGGCCAGGUUCCGAAGAACGGACUUCGGCGUUCUUGGCUCGCCUGCAGAGGCCAGUCUGUGAGCUCCCUGGGUGCAUUGAGCCGGAGCACCAGCAUCAGCUGCCGCGCUGGGGCCCCGUGUAGGCGCUCCUUCCCCCUUGUGUUUGUGCCCGCCUGCGUUCUCAGACUCAGAGAUUGUCUUAAAGGAUUCAGGACUCCAAAAAUGUUUCCCUUGAAGGAUGCUGAAAUGGGGGCCUUUACUUUCUUUGCCUCUGCUCUGCCACAUGAUGUUUGUGGAAGCAAUGGACUUCCUCUUACCCCAAAUUCUAUCAAAAUUUUAGGGCGCUUUCAAAUCCUUAAGACAAUAACCCAUCCCAGACUGUGCCAGUAUGUGGAUAUUUCUAGGGGAAAGCAUGAAAGGCUUGUGGUGGUGGCUGAACAUUGUGAACGGAGCUUGGAAGAUUUGCUUCGAGAAAGGAAACCUGUGAGCUAUUCAAAGGUCUUGUGCAUAGCAUUUGAAGUACUUCAGGGUUUGCAGUAUAUGAAUAAACAUGGCAUAGUGCACCGGGCACUGUCUCCUCAUAAUGUCCUGUUGGAUCGAAAGGGGCAUGUUAAAUUGGCUAAAUUUGGACUUUAUCACAUGACAGCUUACGGUGAUGAUGUUGAUUUCCCAAUAGGGUAUCCAUCAUACUUGGCACCUGAGGUAAUUGCACAAGGAAUUUUCAAAACCACUGAUCAUGUGCCAAGUGAAAAACCAUUGCCUUCUGGCCCCAAAUCAGAUGUUUGGUCUCUUGGGAUCAUUUUAUUUGAGCUUUGUAUGGGAAGAAAAUUAUUUCAGAGUCUGGAUAUUUCUGAACAUCUGAAAUUUUUGCUCACUUUGGACUGUGUAGAUGACCCUGUAACAGUGCUGGCAGAAGAGCAUGGUUGUCUGGACAUCAUAAAGGAGCUUCCUGAAACUGUGAUAGAUCUUUUGAAGAAGUGUCUGACCUUCCAUCCGUCUAAGAGGCCAACCCCAGAUGAAUUAAUGAAGGACAAAGUGUUCAGCGAAGUGUCGCCUUCAUACACCCCCUUUACCAAGCCCGCCAGUCUGUUUUCAUCUUCUCUGCGGUGUGCUGAUUUAACUCUACCUGAGGAUAUCAGUCAGUUGUAUAAAGAUAUAGACAGUGACUACCUGGCAGAAAGAUCCAUUGAGGAAGUUUAUUACCUUUGGUGUUUGGCUGGCGGUGACUUGGAGAAAGAGCUUGUUAAUAAGGAAAUCAUUCGAUCCAAACCCCCUAUCUGCACCCUCCCCAAUUUUGUUUUUGAAGAUGGUGAAAGCUUUGGACAAGGUCGAGAUAGAAGCUCCCUUUUAGAUGAUACCACUGUGACACUGUCAUUAUGCCAACUGAGAAAUAGAUUAAAAGAUGUUGGUGGAGAAGCAUUUUAUCCAUUGCUUGAAGAUGACCAGUCUAAUUUACCUCAUUCAAACAGCAGUAAUGAGUUGUCUGCAGCUGCAACGCUCCCUUUGAUCAUCAGAGAGAGGGACACUGAGUAUCAGCUCAACAGGAUCAUUCUUUUUGACCGGCUGCUCAAGGCUUAUCCAUAUAAAAAAAAUCAAAUUUGGAAAGAAGCAAGAGUUGACAUUCCACCUCUUAUGAGAGGUUUAACCUGGGCUGCUCUUCUAGGAGUUGAGGGAGCUAUUCAUGCUAAGUAUGAUGCAAUUGAUAAAGACACUCCAAUUCCUACAGAUAGACAAAUUGAAGUGGAUAUCCCUCGUUGUCAUCAAUACGAUGAACUUUUAUCGUCACCUGAAGGCCAUGCAAAGUUUAGGCGUGUAUUGAAGGCGUGGGUGGUAUCUCAUCCUGAUCUUGUGUAUUGGCAAGGUCUUGACUCACUAUGUGCUCCAUUCCUGUACCUAAAUUUCAAUAAUGAAGCCCUGGCUUAUGCGUGUAUGUCUGCUUUUAUUCCCAAAUAUCUAUAUAACUUCUUCUUAAAAGACAACUCACAUGUAAUACAAGAGUACCUGACCGUGUUCUCCCAGAUGAUUGCAUUCCACGACCCUGAGCUGAGCAAUCACCUCAACGAGAUCGGCUUCAUUCCAGAUCUGUAUGCCAUCCCUUGGUUUCUCACCAUGUUUACUCAUGUAUUUCCAUUGCAUAAAAUAUUCCACCUCUGGGAUACAUUACUACUUGGGAAUUCCUCUUUCCCAUUCUGUAUUGGAGUAGCGAUUCUCCAGCAGCUGCGGGACCGUCUAUUGGCUAAUGGCUUCAAUGAGUGCAUUCUUCUCUUCUCUGACUUACCAGAAAUCGACAUUGAACGCUGUGUACGAGAAUCAAUCAACCUCUUUUGUUGGACUCCUAAAAGUGCUACUUACAGACAACACGCCCAGCCUCCAAAGCCGGCUUCGGACAGCAGCGGACUCAGAAGCUCAGCACCUUAUUUCUCCACAGAGUGUGCAGAGCCUCCAAAGACAGAUCUGUCAAGAGAGUCCAUUCCAUUAAAUGACCUGAAGUCAGAAGUAUCACCUCGUAUUUCAGCAGAGGACCUUAUUGACCUUUGUGAGCUGACAGUUACAGGCCACUUCAAAACGCCCACCAAGAAAACAAAGUCCAGCAAACCAAAGCUGCUGGUGGUUGACAUCCGGAAUAGUGAAGAUUUUAUCAGGGGUCACAUUUCGAGCAGCAUCAACAUCCCAUUCAGUGUCGCGUUCACUGCUGAAGGAGAGCUUGCCCAGGGCCCUUACACCACGAUGCUCCAGAGCUUCAAGGGGAAGGUCAUUGUCAUUGUGGGAAACGUGGCGAAGCACACAGCUGAGUUUGCAGCACAUCUUGUGAAGAUGAAAUACCCGAGGGUCUGUAUUCUAGACGGGGGCAUCAACAAGAUCAAGCCCACAGGCCUGCUCACUGUCCCGUCUCCUCAGAUAUGAAGAACCAGGAACGUGGCUGGCGAAGGAACACAGUGGCUGCAACAGCCAGCAGCACAGCUCUGCUCAGCUAUGUCAUCCAGGACGGCACAUCCCAAUGAUCACAUUUCCAUUAAUCUUUGCUGCAAGGCAUAUUCAUAAAUCUCAUAGCCCAAACGCUGGGUACCCAUGCAAGGAACUUGAUAGUACAUGCAUUGCUAAAAGAAUUUUCUUCACAGUGAAACCUAAUCGUGUAUCUUCAGCACUCUAUGACAUAAAGCCAGAGGAAUUUGGCUGACAAGGCAGAUUUAAUACUAUCAAGAAAUGCCACUUGUGCUGAAAAUUGGUCCUUCAUCACACAGAAUAGACAGUCCUAAGCAGGGGUUAUUUAGGUGAGUUGUGUGUGUAAGUGCUCACAAGUAUGUAUAUGUGUCCAUAUGCAUGUGUUAAAAUGGACCAGAGUUCAACCCAUUGCAGAAAGUGGCAAUAAUUUACUCCCAGAAAAUAAAACAGGAACACAGUGGCCAUAACAGCCAGCAGCACAGCUCUGCUCAGCUAUGUCAUCCAGCCAGCAGCACUGCUCUGCUCCCUAUGUCAUCCAAUAUUUGAUAGAAGGUGUUCACAUUCUGUGCAGAGGCACCCAAGUGACUUAAACAGGUGUCUAGUUCAGCACGUCAGAGUCUACAUGGCAGCCCAGCUGUAGCGUAGUGGCUUCACCAUACCCUACCCAGGUGUGCUCCUCCUGAUUCUCCACCCUCAGCAUUUGGCACCAUCUCCUGGAUGAAAGUGACCACUAUCAAAUGUGCCAUCCAGUGGGAAGUGAAUGAAGGACAGAGGGAAGAGACUAGAGAAGGAAAGAAAAAUAUAUGGAAGGAUAAGUAAGAGAAGUAAGAAGGAAGGGAGCCAUGCUUUCUCCUUAAUAAACAGAAAGCAGAAGCCACUCACUUCUGCUCACACAGCAUUCGGUGGAACCGAGGGAGCAGGUGACAGUCUCUGGCUUAUGCUGUCUCCCAGCUAAAAGGAAAACCUGUCACUAUGAGGGACAGCCAGGAGCCUCUGUGAUAUUAUUUGGAAGCCUAAGUACCAUUAUGCAUUGAAUAGAGGACAUCAUAAUUUUAUAUACCACAAGGAAAGAAAACAUAGAGCAGGAUAGACUAUGACACACCAGCAGUUAUAUGAUAUAAUCCCAUUUCAGAAAUCUGAAAAAUUGACACAUCUCAUAAUUACUGAGAUAUAUCAUUUGUGUUCCAGAUUUGCUUUAAAUUCAAAUGUUCUCUCCUCUGUAACUUACAUUCACUUCCAGUGUGAAGAGUACCUCAUCUGAACAUUUCAAUAAAAAUCUCA